Messenger RNA from Sinocyclocheilus grahami, 3243 nucleotides. Its product is annotated as tetraspanin-9-like. Bases 794 to 1804 code for a protein of 336 amino acids. Lineage: Eukaryota; Metazoa; Chordata; Actinopteri; Cypriniformes; Cyprinidae. The record is from RefSeq and is a predicted model, not a curated record. Gene Ontology annotation, cellular component: plasma membrane. The transcript is spliced from 7 exons.
UCCGCUGGGGGAGGGGCUUAGCAGCUGCUGCCUUAUUGGUGGUCUGAGUGGCAGGGGAGGGGCUGAGGGAAGUACAGGCAGAGAGAGAGAGAGAGCGAGAGAGAGAGGUGAGAGCUCAGCGUUAGGUUGGAAGGGAAUGCCCACUAGAUGCGGCUGCUGAUAAUAGCAUGUAUCAGCACCAGAGCAGUGAUUGAAAGCGCAGACAGCAAGAGGGGGAGAGGAGCAAGGAACAGCAUGCUCUGCCAGAGGCUGGUUAAAUCACGGCAGCGUAAUUGAUUCAGGCAAACGAGGAAAAAAAAUAAAGAGAGGUCUAGAGAGUCUCUCAGAGCGCAAAAUCCUGAGAGGAAAACGGGGGUGGAAGUUAGAAGGCUGUGGGAACUCAUCAACUCCUCGUGGAAAGGCAGAGCUGAGGUCAGGAGGCAGGAGUGUGGGAUCGAGCAGCAGCUGAACCAAGCCGGACAUUGCUUGGGCAGGGGGUGGACGCUCUUUUAGAGGGGUAACGAGGGGCGUAGGGUGAAGGAAUACUGCUGAAACUUCAGUUACACUCAACGCGCACCUGCUCGUGGGAGUUGCACUUCUGGAUAUUACAGCAAGGCUACGGGGCAAGCUGCCACAUCCACUAGAGUGAUUUUGCAAAGCCGCUGUCUGAUUGACUUAAUCCUGAUCUUUUGUGUGAAAGAGAAAGACUAGCACUUUUUGGAGCUCAAGAGUGCAAGUUCAAGGUUCUGUUCAAGGGCUAUUCUGAGAGACAUGAUAGAGAAUGAAAUAAAGAACGCGGCUUCCAUUCCAGAGCAUGGAGAAGUCAAGUAGUGAGGAAUCCGCCAUCCACCGUAGCCCCUCUGUGGACAGCCACGACUCAGACUUUGCCCAAGCCUCCACCUCCGGACGGCCAUUCGGAGGACGAGGCUUUACCGCUGGCGCCUUUUACGGGUCCACUGGCCCACGUGCUCAAACCGCUGCUCAGAGUGGGGCGGCCGGUGACGACAAAGGCAACAAUAAAUACAAGUCUCCAAAAGGCAGCAAAUACGUGGUCUUUUAUCUGGAUCUAUCCUUUGUCUUCCUUCUAGAGUUCAAGAAGUGCAACAUGGCUAGAGGCUGCCUGUGCUGUCUGAAAUACAUGAUGUUCAUCUUCAACCUCAUCUUUUGGUUGUGUGGCUGUGGGCUGCUGGGAGUUGGAAUCUGGUUGUCUGUGUCUCAAGGCAGCUUCGCCACCUUCUCCCCCUCCUUCCCUUCUCUCUCCGCUGCCAACAUGGUCAUCGCCAUAGGCGCCAUCGUCAUGGUGACGGGCUUCCUCGGCUGCCUGGGCGCCAUCAAGGAAAACAAGUGCCUGCUUCUGAGCUUCUUCAUUGUCUUGCUGAUUAUUCUGCUGGCUGAGCUGAUUUUGCUCAUUCUUUUCUUCGUCUACUCUGAUAAGGUCAGUGAGAAUGCAAAGCAGGACCUGAAAGACGGUCUUGCUCUCUACAACACAGACAACAACAUUGGGCUGAGAAAUGCCUGGAAUAUUAUCCAAGCUGAGUGGAAGUGUUGUGGCGUAACUGGUUACACAGAUUGGCAUGAGGCUCUAAAAGAAAAGGUGGUGCCUGACCGCUGCUGUCAAGAGCAUUAUCAGGAGUGUGGCCGCAACUCCACCAACAUGUUCUGGACACGGGGCUGCUACGAGAAGGUUGAAGAGUGGCUUGAAGAUAAUAAGCACCUACUCGGAACCAUCGGCAUGUGUAUCUUGGUAGUUCAGCUCCUGGGAAUGGCCUUUUCCAUGACACUGUUCCAUCAGAUUCACAGAAGCGGGAAGAAGUAUGAUGCUUAACAAGGCCGUUUCUCAAGGGAGGAGCAGUGGUGUAUUAUGGGACAGACUCUGGAGGACAGCUCCUCCUCUUGUAUCUAACUUUCACCACUGGCCAAUCCCUCUUCCCAUUAAUUCCCCAGCUUAUACCUUACCAUCCUGUAUAGACUUCAGCCAUGGUCUGUCUCUUUUCCACUCUUUCUCCCCCAUCUGCUCAUCUGCCAAAGAGACCCGGGGACAGAGAGGAACGAGAGGAACGACUCUUGGCCAGAAUCCUUCCCAUGAGGCCUCUGACUUUCUUCAUCUCCUCUAGAACCUUUAUUUUACGCUUGAACUAACUAACGGUUGCAGGAAGGAGAAUAAUGACAAAAAACUGUGUGGCUUUACUAAUACGUAAAUCCUUCCACCCAACAUAUAGAUGAGGCGAGAAGACAUCAGACUGGAAACCUUCAGGGUGGAUGAAUUUGAAAAGCAUCGCUCAUCAUCACCUCCAUCUACAGUGUAAAUGACAAACAGCUCCAUUUUAGCAAGAUGCGGUUUUGUACGAGACAGAAAACUUGUCAUUUCGGCUCAAGACUUUUUUUUGUUUGUUUUUAUAAGUGACUUUGCCCCAACCCCAUAAUUGUCAUUUUUGUGCACCUAAGGAUUGGAAGAAACCGGUACAAAGAGAUUAGCGAGGCAUGACCAGGAAUUUGAGUUUGUCUGUGUUUAAAGGUUUGUGAUUUGAGGACGCAUCGAAACGUGUCGAAAGUUUCACUCUGAUGAGAACCAUCACAAUCUAAUGUCAGUAUAAUACAUCAAACAGGGACUGUCUGAUUAGCCAGCCAUCCACGUUCAUGCAAAAACAUCCUCUUUGUUAACCACUAAAAGGUCAUUUUAACCAAACUUCUACUGAAACUGUAUGGCAUAGACAAUGAAGCAAAGUUUUUAUAGAAGAAAAAGUGUAAGGUUACAAAAGUUGGUAAACUAGACAUGUAUAAAAGGCAGAGCUUUGUGAGUUUGACCAUUUCCCCAUGUUUUGCUCAUUGAAUCCAAGUCUGUACCCCCCCCAAAAAAAGUGGAGAAAGAGCCUAAAGAUGCAGAUUCCACCUAGUUCAUGUUUGCACAUUUCUUCUGGGAUAGUAAAGUUUAUGUUUUCGGAAGACUUAAAGAGUAAAAUUAAUUUACUCACCUUCAUGUCGAAUCUGUAGGACUUUCUUCCAUGGACACAAAAGGAAAUCGUUUGAAGAAUGUGGCUCUAUGCUAUACAACAAAAGCAGACUUGAUGCUUACAAACUCGAAAAAGGAAGGGGAAAAUACUGCAAUAAUAUGGCAUAUAACUUAGUUACAGUUUUUCAAGUUUUCUUCACUUCAAAACAUACUUGCUGAGGAAAUGACUCUCAUUUGUGCAUAUGCAUUGUCUUACUUUUAAUAUGUAAAUGUGCUGAGCUGCAAGACGGUAUAAACGUGGUAAUUUGAUAGAA